UUGUUGAGAGCGGGCGGCCGGCGCCUGGAGGCUAACGGACGCCCGCCCGGCCGCGGCCGCUGCCCGGUGCCCGCCAGCGGCGGCGGAGGCCGCCUCGCUGCGCCCUCUCGGAAAUUGGAAGAAUCAUCAUUUUUUGAUGUGAAGACUUCGUCACCGACAUCUAUAGGUUCAGUUGUUAGCCUUCAAGAAAUACUACAGCUCAUCAGUUGCAAUAACUGCUUUUGUAUACACUGACAUUUAUUUGUAAGAAGGAAAAAAAAAAAGACCUCAACAAACCUUUUGAAGACUUGUGUCAAAUGACGUCAAUGGCCAGUUUGUUCUCCUUUACUAGCCCAGCUGUAAAGCGUCUGUUGGGCUGGAAACAAGGAGAUGAAGAGGAAAAAUGGGCAGAAAAAGCUGUUGAUGCUUUGGUAAAAAAAUUGAAAAAGAAAAAGGGUGCUAUGGAAGAAUUGGAGAAAGCCUUGAGCAGUCCAGGACAGCCCAGCAAGUGUGUUACUAUCCCCCGUUCUUUAGAUGGGCGACUUCAAGUUUCUCACAGAAAAGGCCUUCCCCAUGUUAUUUAUUGUCGUGUUUGGCGUUGGCCUGAUCUACAAAGCCAUCAUGAGCUGAAGCCAUUGGAUAUUUGUGAAUUUCCUUUUGGAUCUAAGCAGAAGGAAGUCUGCAUCAAUCCAUACCACUAUAAGAGGGUGGAAAGCCCAGUUCUACCUCCAGUGUUAGUGCCUAGACAUAGUGAAUUCAAUCCACAGCACAGUCUACUUGUUCAGUUCAGGAACCUAAGCCACAAUGAACCACAUAUGCCACAUAAUGCGACAUUUCCAGAUUCUUUCCAGCAACCCAACAACACUCCAUUUUCCAUUUCGCCAAAUAGUCCCUAUCCACCUUCUCCAGCCAGCAGCACUUAUCCAAGUUCCCCAGCUAGUUCUGGACCGUCUAGUCCAUUUCAGCUACCAGCUGAUACUCCACCUCCUGCAUAUAUGCCCCCUGAUGAUCAGAUGGGGCAGGAUAAUUCUCAGUCUAUGGAUACAAGCAAUACCAUGAUCCCUCAAAUCAUGCCAAAUAUAUCUACCAGAGAUGUUCAACCUGUUGCCUAUGAAGAACCCAAACACUGGUGUUCGAUUGUGUAUUAUGAAUUAAAUAAUCGUGUUGGGGAGGCUUUUCAUGCAUCUUCUACAAGUGUCUUAGUAGAUGGGUUUACAGAUCCCUCCAAUAAUAAAAACAGGUUCUGCUUAGGUUUGCUCUCAAACGUUAAUCGCAACUCGACAAUUGAGAACACUAGACGACAUAUUGGAAAAGGAGUUCAUCUCUACUAUGUUGGUGGGGAAGUCUAUGCCGAGUGUUUAAGUGACAGCAGCAUAUUUGUACAGAGCAGGAACUGCAACUACCACCACGGCUUUCAUCCAACAACUGUAUGCAAGAUUCCUAGUGGCUGCAGUCUAAAAAUUUUUAACAAUCAGGAGUUUGCUCAGCUUUUAGCUCAAUCUGUCAACCAUGGAUUUGAAGCAGUGUAUGAGCUCACCAAAAUGUGCACCAUUCGAAUGAGUUUUGUAAAGGGAUGGGGAGCUGAAUAUCACCGACAAGAUGUCACAAGCACCCCAUGCUGGAUAGAAAUUCAUCUUCAUGGGCCCCUGCAGUGGCUGGAUAAAGUACUUACACAAAUGGGUUCUCCUCUUAACCCAAUCUCAUCUGUUUCAUAGUGCUGAGAUACUAUCUUCAACAUUAUUUUUAGUGAACUUAUUCUAAUUCUAGAGAAACUUCCAAUGUGGAUACUGUGAGCUAUAUGGAGAAUGGAUUUUACAGUUUAACUUUUUUUUUUUUAAUCCCUUUGUGACCAAUUCCAUUGUGUAUAGCUGAUCAAUUUUCCAUUUCAAUUUGUUCUUGUGAUGCUUAAGUGACGGUUGAGCCCUAAGGGAAAAAAAGUCUAUUGAAAAAUUCAGAACACUUUCCCCCUCCUUCAAGUAGAACUUAAACAGGCAUAUGUCUUAACUGGAAAUUUUUCUCUUUUUGAACUGUAGGGAGAAGAAUUAUGAAGACUGAUUUCAGAAAAUAAAUACAUAUUAUGGUUUUGGGUUUUUUUUAAUGUUUAUAAAACUGAACAUGUGCAGCUCCAGCUAGCAAACUGUAUUUUUAGGGUAGUUGCUUAACAUCUUAAGAUUGACAUCUGUCAUAAGCAAAAUUAGACUUUACAGCUAAUUUGCCUCAAAUUGAACAAUGUGAUUUUUUUUUAAGUGUAUACAUGAAAUAUACUUUUUACAAAUGUUGGAGUGGUUUAAAAAUACUUGUAUUGUCUAUUGGAAAAUGCUGUCAUAAACACACUGUGUAUUAAUGCAGAAUAGCAAAUCUUAGCCUUUUCCCACUUCAAUUUUGUAAUACUGCUUUUAACCACCAUUUUAAAUAGUAAUUGAUACAAGGUAAACAUCUUGCACGUUUCUGGAGUAGUAAUUCUUGUUUUGCUUUGAUUUCCACUCAUGCCAUUUGGAUGUGUUUGCCAAGGCCUAUUUCUUUUUAGGUACCCUUCUCUAUUUUAACAUAAACACUACUAUUUGUAAAUGACAGUUCUUACUACUUUUUGGAAGGAAUAAGGUUGGUUUUUUCUUUUUGAUGUUCUGGCUGUUUAUUUUACCUGUCUGGAAUUAAUCUGUGUUAGGCCUUUUGAUCUCUCAGUAGACAUUAUGCAGUAUUUGUGAUUACACUGUAUUUAAUUCACUUUCAGUAUGAGUUUGAGUCUCUUUGAAGACUGUGAGUGGCUUAGCAAAUUAGUAACUGAGUGCAGAAGCUUUUACUUCUAGAUUGUGUAAUUUAAUACAGAGGUGUUGGUAAUGACCAAAAGUAAUCACUUUUUUGUAGCCUACAUAAAACAGUGGUCUUGAUCUUGUUCAUAAUGGCAAGGGUUCAAUCAGAAGACUCAUAACUAUAAUUGGCAGCUUUAGGGAAUUGAAGGACUGCAUUGUUAUGAUGAUGAAAUUACUCUCACGUAUAAGGAAUCCUAUUGCCUGUAUUGUUGUACUGCUCGGUAGAGGAUUUCAACACUGUACAAAACACUAAAAGAAAUCAACUAAAUAACAUAUGCAUAGUUUUCCCCUUUACGUAAUAAAAAAUAGGAGGCUGAAAGAAGUGUUCUAAGAGCAUUAAGAGUGAAUUAUGUACAAAAUUCCUUUGCAUGCAGAAAAGGACCUGUUGUAUUUUUUAACUCCUUAUUGUCAUAUUUCUUUCCCAAACAUCUUUUCAGAAAAGGUUCAGUGUUUGGGGGAGAGAGGCUGAAAACUCUAAAAUGCAAACGCCUAUUAAAAGAUGCAUUGCAGUUAACUACUGCAAUCCUGAGACAUCGUUUGCUUACACAAGUUCUUGUGUCUUCUGUUGAAUGACAGAAUUCUGCUCAAAUGUGGAUCACAUGGUACCUAAGUAACAAAUCAUCUUAAAGGAAUAAAAUUGUUUACAUGUCGUUAAAAUGUUUCUUAUGAAAUGCCUUAAAGGAAUAAAGAUAAACUGUAACACUUUCUCAGAA
Rhea pennata is the source of this 3502-nucleotide messenger RNA. It is a transcript of the gene SMAD5, whose product is annotated as SMAD family member 5. Gene Ontology annotation, biological process: SMAD protein signal transduction; transforming growth factor beta receptor signaling pathway; BMP signaling pathway. Gene Ontology annotation, molecular function: DNA-binding transcription factor activity, RNA polymerase II-specific; RNA polymerase II cis-regulatory region sequence-specific DNA binding; I-SMAD binding. The coding region runs from base 297 to 1694 and encodes 465 amino acids. The transcript is spliced from 7 exons. Lineage: Eukaryota; Metazoa; Chordata; Aves; Rheiformes; Rheidae. The record is from RefSeq and is a predicted model, not a curated record. Gene Ontology annotation, cellular component: heteromeric SMAD protein complex.